CCUACACCUAAAAACAGCAGCAGGUGUAAGGUCAUGAACCUUGUUCAAAGCAUUAUUUCUCUUUAUCAUGCAACGAAAGGUCGCACAGUUUUUAGUAAACCCACAGGAAAUUUCGUUCAUUUAAGGUAAAGUCAAUGAAACCUUAAGAUCUCCAAUUUGGUGGUUAGAGUGUGUGGGCAAAUCGCAAAAAUGGAUAUAGAACAUAGUAUUAAAUCGGAAAUAUUGAGUGAUAAAAUUAGAAAUAAUUCGAAUAACUUGUGCCUGACGGUGGAACUGUGUGUGGUCUGCGGCGACAGAGCUUCAGGGAGACAUUAUGGUGCUAUUAGUUGUGAGGGCUGCAAGGGGUUUUUUAAAAGGUCUAUUCGAAAACAACUUGGUUAUCAGUGCCGGGGAAGCAAGAACUGUGAAGUUACCAAACACCAUAGAAAUAGGUGUCAAUACUGUAGAUUACAGAAGUGUCUCGCAUGUGGAAUGAGAAGUGAUUCUGUACAACAUGAGCGCAAACCUAUUAUAGAUAAAAAAGACUACUCGAAUAACAUAGGAAAUAAUUAUAAUUCCCAUAGUGUAAAUAAGAUUUUUAUAAGGAAGGAUUUGAACACUGAUUCGUCAGGAUUGUUACCAGCGCCUUUUAAUCCUUGUGAUUUGGGGUUACAAUUUCUCAACAAACGCAUAGGCAACAGUGGGUCCUCUGAUUUGCCCUACCACUUAUCUCCCAGUCAAGCCAGCAUUGAAGAUGACAUUUCAAUGGACAGUACAAACACUGGAGCCGGCGAAUUAAGUGACGCUCUAAUAAUGGCACGUGAUAAACAACUAAUAUCGAAAGCCUUGGACACCAUGGCACGAGUCCAAUGUUUAAACGGCACCGAUUUAUCUUCCUUAAGCGCAUCCGACGAAAAAUGCUACGAAUACGAAGGACCAAUUUUGCAGGAACAACAUAUUACUUUUAAUCUACAAAUCCCAGGACCAGUACCACCGUAUUUAAAUAUCCAUUAUAUUUGCGAAAGCGGAUCUAGAUUACUCUUCCUCUCGAUACAUUGGACGAGAAAUAUUCCGGCUUUUCAGUACUUAGCAACUGAGACUCAAAUCACGCUACUUAGGGGCUGCUGGGCAGAGUUAUUCACGCUGGGUUUGGCGCAGUGCUCGCAGACUUUGUCUUUAUCCACGAUCCUGUCAGCGCUGAUAAGUCACUUACAUACGUUGAUCGCGCAGGACAAGAUGUCCGCCACUAAGGUGAAACAAAUCAGCGAUCAUAUCGUGAAACUACAAGAUUACGCAACCUCCAUGAAUCGAUUAAAUGUGGACGAACACGAAUAUGCGUAUUUAAAAGCCAUCACUUUGUUUUCAGCGGACCAACCAGAUAUAUUGUUGAGGAAACACGUGGAGAAGUUGCAGGAGAAGUCGUUCCAGGCUUUGAAGAAUUAUGUGCAUAAUAGUUUUCCAGACGAUACUGACCGGUUUCCGAGGCUGCUGCUGCGUCUUCCUCCACUUCGUGGCUUGGAACCGAUAGUCUUAGAAGAGUUGUUCUUCGCAGGUUUAAUAGGACAAGUGCAAAUAGACAGUGUGAUUCCGUACAUUCUGCGCAUGGGCAGUGGGAUGCCGACGCCUACGAGUAACAGACACGUCAAGUCGGAACAAAUUGAAGAUUUUAUGUGUAAAUAAUGUUCGUCGUGCAAUGUUCCUUACACUUUUGAUGUUUCUUUUUCGUGAUUUAUUUAUAUUUUAGAAUUAUUUUUAUAUAUAUACAAUAUCUUUUGUAACAAAUGCUCUCCUUACUUUACAUAUUUAUUCAUAACAGGUGUGGAUGAAUUAUCUCAUGUACCUUUAUAGUUCUAAGUUGUAGUUUUAGUUACGUAGGUAUGAAAUAAGUGUUUCAUUCCUCUGCGAUAAGUUUGUGUUUUGAAUGUGUGAAAAGGCAGUGUCGAAAUCAUCCAAAGAACCAGUGAAAAUGGAUGGAACUGAAACUUGCUACUUAAUGACGUGUAAAGCAUGCGCAGUGUCACUAACCCCACUUUUCGUAACGUCAGCCAAUCACGCUUGUCAUUCGAACAUUCCGUAAUCGCUUCCGAUAUUUAUUUGAUUUAUCGUUUCAUAGUUUUGAUUGCAAAAUCCCAUUUGGUCGUACUUAGUUCUAGUGCCUGAAUUGUGUAGUAUUAACAAAAAUUGUAGGAGCAUUUUGACUUUAUUAAUAUGGCGAAACUUUUAGUUCCAGCCAUUUCUCAUGUUUUAUGAAAUUGUCCAACCUUUUUGUAUACUUAAUAGUUUAUUUAUAUUAGUGUAGUUUUCUACCGUAACUUUGAAAUUUCUUAACUGACUUAAGGUAUUUGGUGCAAUGCACUUAUGAUGUGAUAAAGUAGGUUUGUGCCUUGGCAAUUUUAUGGACAAUAUGACUUAAAUUGUAUUGUAUUUUUGGAUCACUUAAUAAAACUUUUCUUAAUA
Messenger RNA from Zophobas morio, 2436 nucleotides. Its product is annotated as nuclear receptor subfamily 2 group C member 1-like. The transcript has 4 exons. The coding region runs from base 190 to 1659 and encodes 489 amino acids. The record is from RefSeq and is a predicted model, not a curated record. NCBI's taxonomy places the organism in Eukaryota, Metazoa, Arthropoda, Insecta, Coleoptera, Tenebrionidae. Gene Ontology annotation, biological process: regulation of transcription by RNA polymerase II; cell differentiation; anatomical structure development. Gene Ontology annotation, molecular function: RNA polymerase II cis-regulatory region sequence-specific DNA binding; nuclear receptor activity; zinc ion binding.